AUGGUGCAAGACUGGGUGCUGGGGACGCAGCGGCUCGUGUGGUUCGUCACUGAUCCUGGUUUCAAGCACGAGCGCGUCAUCGUGUGGCCGUGUCACGAGGCGUCUUGGAUCGAGUACACGGGCAGCGGCGACCUGUAUGGGGAGGAGGAGAAGGAUCUGGACAAGGUGUACCUCAUGACGGCGGGCCAGCCGCCGAGGUCUCUGCCGGACUACGGGGCGAAGGUCGUGCCGUUCGCGAAGCUCCCGACGGACGACGAGCUACGCGGGCUGAUCGCGGAGGCCCACGCCGAGGUGAGGCGCGUUGGCAAGGAAGGCAACCCACCCGUCGCCGAUGCGGGCGCUGGAGCCGCCGAGUCUGGCGGCGUCGGGGAUGCGGGCGACGGCGUGCUGGCCGCCGACGGCGAGCGUCACCGCUGGCUGGUCACCGAGCCUGGUCUGAUCUGGGAGUUGGGCGCCCUCGUGCCGCACGCAUGCGCCACGACCAGGCUGGGUGACCGCGGCGUCGCCGACAUCGACGGCGAGACGGAGCCAGUGCAGAGCGUUCCCGAGGCCGACGUGGGCGACUACGCGUCCAUGAAGACCUCGGCCUACGAGGUAGCGGUCCGCGACUUCGACGGCACGCCCACUGACUUCGGGCGGUGUGCCGGGAUCGCGCCGAGCCACGCGCCUCCUCGCGGCGGGGGGGCCGAGCCGACCGCCCCUGCAGAUGCCACCGAGCCGAGCGAUGUUCGCACGUUGUGGGUGGACACGGACGCCAUGAGCGUCCGGUUCAUGUCUUGGCGCAAUGUGGUCACGGAGAGCUACCCCACGGUAUGGACCGACAGGCCUGGGGAGGGGCCGUCUAGCCUAAUGUAUAUCCUCAGGCAUUCUGAUCGGCGCAGCCGCAACAUCAGGAUGUGGCUCGACCUUGGGUCCCGCUCGAACAACCUCGGGCCGGGCAAUUGGGUCAUGCACGAGCUCUCCGUCCUCUGCGAGGUCUUCUACGUGGGGCGCCCCUACGACCAGCUCAACAUGCCGUCGCUGGUGAGCUUCAAGAAUAUAGGGCGCCGCAUCCAGAGUAUCGCGGACGCGUACUCGGGUGACCCCUUUCGGCCGCAGUGGGCUAACGCGAGGCUCUACUCCGGCGUGGGCUCUGCGGUGGACAUGGUCGCGCCCGAGCUGAAGCACUACGUGGCCAAGAGGGCCAAGGACGAGAUCGAGGUCGAGUCCAAGCGGGUGCAAGCCCGCAGCCUUCCGAUCGCUGCCGACGCUGUCGCUGCUGGCAGUCUUCCUGCCGCUGGACGCGGUCCACCUGUCGCCGCCGCGGCGGGCCAGCCCUCCGAAGGGCUUGCACGCGGAUCCGCGGAGAUCUUCCCGCUGCCCGACGACUCCAGCCUCGUCGCGGAAUUCUGGAUCCACCUUCAGGGGCGUGCCCAGCGCCGGUUCGUGAGGGACUGGCGGCAGUGUGUGCGUUCACUAAAUUGGUUGUGGGGCGCUGGACAUCGUGAGGCCGCUCGACGUGCUCAAGGCGACGUCCAUCCAUACCGUUUUCGACUUCAACGGGAGGUGCUGGUGCGAAUCGCCCAGGGGGUCCAGAUCUACCUGGACCCACCCUCCGACCUCUCUCCGAAGGAGGCCUUCCAGGGGCUACUUCGAGGCCGCGGGGUCUACGACACCGAGACGGCCUACACUACCCUGGCACCCUGCCAACGGGGCGCGGUUUCUCUUCCCUGUGACGUCUCGACGGCCCCGGCUGUGGGAACCUUGGUCACGGGGCGCGCCCUCGAGUAUCUGGUAGAGGCAGAGGAGCAGAUGAUCAGGACUGGUGCUGAGGUCCAGCUUGACCGUGAGACGAAUGGUGAAAUCAAGAUCUACACCGACCCCCUGCUCGCCAAUAGCCGCCGCCGGUACUCCACUUUCGUGAAGGACCUGAAGCGGAAAGGCUUGGUGGGCUUCACCCGCGAUCCCAAGGAGUUCGUCGGUGUUUUCUUCGUCUGGAAGAAGGAGCGCGCCUCCAUGAGGAUGGUGCUCGACUGUCGCCGCUCCAAUCAACGUUUCGUGACCCCUCCUGGAGUCGAGCUGCUGUCGACAGAGGGGCUUGGUCGGAUCGAGUGCGACACGGAACAGACCGGCACGUUGCCCAUCUUCUUGGGUAAAGCUGACGUGAAGGAUUGCUUCCACCGCAUGAUGUUCGGCAACCACCUCUCCAAGUACUUCUGCUACCCGGGCGGCCUGGCCAAGGAGUUUGGCAUCGUCGGGCAGCUGGUGGAAGGGGUGCCCGCUCGCGCGGACGACUACCUCUGGCCGUGCGCCCUCGCGCUGCCCAUGGGCUGGACGUGGUCGCUCUACUUCGCUCAGGUGGCCAACCUCGGCCUGGUGGAACGGGUCCCCGCGGUCGCGUCGAGUUGCGCGGCUACCGAUCGGGGGCCUCCUAUCGUGCUGUCCCCGACGUCCUCCUGGCACUACGUAUACGUCGACAAUGUGGGGCUCUUGUCGUUCGACGCCUCCUACGUCAAGGGGGCUCUGGCGGACACCAUCGCGGCCUUCGACGCCGCGGGCCUCAUCAUGCAUGACAUCUCGGUGGACUCCGACGCGGCCGAGGCGCUGGGAGUGACGCUCGAUUGCCAGAAGCACCAGACCCUCGUCAACCAUCGGCGCUACUGGAAGGUCAGACUGGGCCUCCGGUGGGCCCUCUCCCUGCGGCGCCUGGCGGGGCGAGAGCUCGAAGUAUUGCUUGGCCACUGUACAUUCGUUGGCUUGAUGUGCCGGGAGACCCUGUCCGUGUGGCACACCGUCUACACUUUCAUCCGCGAGCGGUACUGGGCCAAGAGCGACGUGUGGGAGUCCGCGCGUCAGGAGCUCGAGUGCUUUCUCGGGCUGAUGCCGCUCCUUCGGUCCGAGUGGGAUCGGCCGUGGCUCACGCAGGUACUGUCCGUGGACGCCAGCCCGUACGGCUGGGGGAUUGCCAGCUCCGAGUUCGGAGUGUUGACGGUGAAAAAGCAGGGCAGGAUCUCACUCGCCUGGUGGCUGACGGACACGGACCCGGAGACGUCCUGCCUCAGCCUGCGGAUCUACCUCGAUCCGACGGCGUGCCGGCUCAAGUUCCCGAAUCGCCCGAGACCCCUGAUUCUCUCGCCUGCACCGUAUUCCACGAUUGCCAUGAAGCGGACUCGCACCCUGGAGGCGCCGAGCCACACCAUCGCUGGCCAGGAGAGCCGGACGCGAACCCUGCCGCGACCGGAGAUGCGCUCGAAGCUGGAUACUGGGAAGGUGCCCAUGGCCAGAGGGUCUCUGGUGACUCUGGCGGCCAAGGGGCCCGCGUGGGCUACAGCAGCAGUCGCGGCCGCUGCCACCGGCGCGGCCGCCGACGUGGACAGCGAUGGCACUACUACGGCCGGCGAGAUGGAGAAGGGUCUCGACGGCAGGUCGCCCGCUCCCCUGCCGGUCUGGCAUGCCAUCGCGGUGGGGUUUGCGAGGCGGGGCAUGCUUGCCAUGGGUCUCGCCGUGAUGAACGGAGUCAGCUGCUACCUCAGGCCCUCAGAGCUCCUCAACCUUACCUCGGACAACCUGGUGGCCCCGACGUCGCCGGUGUCGCGGUACUGGAGCCUCCUUUUGCAUCCUUCGGAGGAGGAAAAGAGGAGCAAGACUGGGGGUGCGGACGACUCGCCGAUCAUCGACUCGGCCUACAUGCUGUCGUGGGUGCACGACCUCCUCCAGGUCUUGAAGGAGAAGGGCGGCCGGCUGUGGUCCUUCGAUUAUUUUACUUUCUUGGCGGAAUUCAAGACUGUCGCCAAGACGCUGACCAUGCCGCACCUUGUACCGUACCGGAUGAGACACUCAUGGCCGUCGAUGGAUCGCCUCAAGCCAGAUCGCAGCCAAAAGGAGUGUCAGAAGCGCGGAAGGGGGAAGAGCUGGAAGAGCCUCGUGCGCUACGAGAAGAGCGCCCGUCUCGGAAGCUUCUGGAACGAGCUCCCUGCCGAGAUACAAGCCACCGCCCGUCCGCGGCUAGCCAAGGACGGCACCUACAUGGCCGACCUGUUCUCUGGCUCAGGCAAGGUGGCUCGGGCAGUCACGCGGCUGGGGUUCUCAGCUAAGGCCUGGGACAUCAUCCACGGGCCCAACCAUGACAUCACGGACCCGGCUGUGCUUCGCCUAUUGCUCUCGGACAUCCGUGACGGCAAGAUUUUCGCCGCCAUGAUCGCCCUCCCUUGCACCUCGCUGACUAUCGCUCGAGAUAGGACUUUUCAGAUACGCUCACGCACUCAGCCAUGGGGGACUGACCUGACCGAUGCUACCGAUCGGGACCGAGCCUCACUCGAGACUGGUAACAAGAUAAUUCGGGCC
Messenger RNA from Prorocentrum cordatum, 4323 nucleotides. Lineage: Eukaryota; Dinophyceae; Prorocentrales; Prorocentraceae. The record is from the annotation of a GenBank genome assembly.